Messenger RNA from Limulus polyphemus (Atlantic horseshoe crab), 1513 nucleotides. Its product is annotated as cannabinoid receptor 1-like. The record is from RefSeq and is a predicted model, not a curated record. Gene Ontology annotation, cellular component: membrane. Bases 114 to 1136 code for a protein of 340 amino acids. The transcript has a single exon. NCBI's taxonomy places the organism in Eukaryota, Metazoa, Arthropoda, Merostomata, Xiphosura, Limulidae.
CCUUAUGUGUAAUAUGCUGAAACUCUCGCAAAGUAUGAAUUGUAUCAGACAAUAGAAAACUGAAAAUUCUCUUCAUCUGUGUGUUUACAGGACUAGUGAGAAACUUUCUAAUCAUGGAAAGGUUGAAUUGUUCAAGUGGCCCUCAAAACUUUCAGAACCAGGAAACAUUUAUUAUACUAGCUGUCUCCAUGACAACCACAGCUUUUUUUCUAAAUUUCCUCCAAGUUACUGUGAUCAUUCAUCAAAAAUUGUACAAGAGUUCAAAGAACAUAGUACUUCUAAACUUUUCCAUCUGUGGUCAAUUGACUUCUGCAAUAGACUUAUGGUACAUAUAUACUGCUAUGAAAUGGACAAAGUCAGAUGAAGUUGAUCCUUUGGAUGAUCUUUAUUUGUGCCUACUAUUACCAUCUGGACUGCUUUUAUUAAGCUUCUUCACAUUUUGGGGACUUUAUGUUGCCCGUGUGAUACAGCAAUAUAUUGUUGUGCUAAAACACAGAUGUUUUACCAACUUUCACCAUGAGAUUUCAGUAACUAUGGCUUUAAUAGCUUCUUCCUGGACUGAGGGAAUAGUUCUCGCACUACUACCUCUGAUUGGAUGGAACUCUUGGAAUGGGCUAUGUCAUGUCCCUACAGUGUGGGAAUCAAGUUUUUCCCUCACUUUUGGUCUUCUGUAUAUCCUUCAUCUUUUGGUUAUAACAGCCAUGUUUGUUGACAUGCUUGUGCUGAAUCUCAAAAAGCGGCGUACUAUUCAGCCAUAUCCUAAUGAAAACACUGUCUCAUUUAAUGACAUUUCCAUUCAAUAUCAACAUCCACCAACAUUGUACAGUAGAGAAAACUUCACAUUAUUAUUAGAAGUCAUUAUUUUCAUCUUAUUCACUCUACCCUUUCUCAUUUAUUUUGUUUACUUACAUAUCCACCCUAUUAGUGAUCCAUGUCUAAUUUUUCCAAAACACCAUAUUACAAACAUGUGGAUGUCUAUGCUUUUAAUUCUCUUUGCUGCAGUUAUACCUAUAUUUCAUAUGUGUAGUCAAAGAGAUCUUACACGCUCUUACAUCGCGUUUAUUCAGAGUCUGGUACAAAAUUCUGCAUCUACUCAAACACAAGAGACAGAAGAAAACCAGCACCAAAUGCAUUAAUAAAAUGAAAUAAUAUAUAUAUGUAUAUAGCAGUUUAGUUGACUUUCAGUAAAUGUACAAACAGCAAUCAUACUUAAUCUACUUUAGGUAACAUCAGAAUAAAAACUAUCAAUUUAAAUGAAUGUACACAACUGAUACAGUUAUGUACUCAUUACUAUCACACUUCUUAUCUUUGUAUCAUUUUUAACAAAAAAUAUAUUUGUACAUAAUCCAAAAAAUAACGUUUAAAACACAGUAUAAACAUUUCAAUAUUUGGAUACAUUACUUAAAACUGAGCUCAAUCACAAUAGUGAUGUAUUUCUUUUUAUAUUUUAAAAAGUCCUAUAAACAAUGUUUUGAUUUUAAAGUGCAAUGAUUAUGUUUGAAAGUGAAAUAGA